Messenger RNA from Metarhizium acridum CQMa 102, 585 nucleotides. RefSeq lists its product as uncharacterized. The record is from RefSeq and is a predicted model, not a curated record. Lineage: Eukaryota; Fungi; Ascomycota; Sordariomycetes; Hypocreales; Clavicipitaceae.
AUGGGACUUCAUCACGGCGGGAAACGACUCGACAUUGCUCCGUUCGAGGUCGAGAUGCGAAGGCUCAUUUGGUGGCAAGCAGUUGCAAACGGGUCCAGACUCGCCAUAUUAUCGAGCCAGCAGCCCGUGCUUCCCAAAAACUGGGAUACAAAGAAGCCUCAAAACGUCAACGACGCCGACAUGUUCCCGGGCUCACACAGGCCAAUACGGUCGCGCGACGGGCCGACAGAGAUGGUACACGUGCUCCUUAUGAACUACGUUCACGAGAUGUACAUAUCCGGGGGUGGUUUCAUCCUACAAUCUGGAGAAGAUGCGCGCAAGGGCAACCCGCUGAACAUGAAUGCCCAGCUGACCCUACAAAGGGCCGAGCACCUUGCAGGACGGUUAGAAGAGGGCCUGCACGACCUCGAGAGGCAAUUUGUAAACGGGGCUGUUGGGCCCGUUCACACGGCAGCGCUUGUUCUACGCCGCUUCAUGACCGGCGGACUAGUUGACGUGUUUGUGCCAUUGAUGGACCAGCCGGAAUGGGGAACGGAAAUACUCGGCCCCAGGGAUCUGCUAUUCAACUGCACAAUUUCAGUUUGA